Punica granatum (pomegranate) is the source of this 513-nucleotide messenger RNA. The record is from RefSeq and is a predicted model, not a curated record. NCBI's taxonomy places the organism in Eukaryota, Viridiplantae, Streptophyta, Magnoliopsida, Myrtales, Lythraceae.
AUGGGACCAUCAAACCAUCACAGAGGGAAGGCAGCACUGCGCUGGGAGGUUCAAAGAGAGCUGGUUGAGUUUGCUUUGGGGAUUGCUAAUAGUAAAUAUCCAUUCUUAUGGAUAAUUCGGCCCGACCUAGUGAAUGGGGACACUGCAAUAUUACCUCCAGAAUUCAAUGAAGAAACCAAGUGGAGAGCUUUUAUUUCCAAAUGGUGCCCACAAGAGGAAGUACUCAACCGGCCUUCGGUCGGAGGAUUCCUGAUUCACUGUGGAUGGAACUUGGCAAUCGAGACCCUGACUGCUGGAGUCCCAAUGCUGUGCUGGCCCUAUUUCAGAGAUCAACAGACAAUCUGCAAGUAUGCAUGCAUGGAUUGGGAGGUUGGCCUGGAGAUUGGCAGCGAUGUGAAGCAAGACGAAGUGCAGAAGCUCGUGAAAGAAUUGAUGGAUGGAAAGAUGGGAAAGCAAAUGAAGAAAAGAGCCAUGGAGUGGAAGCGACAGUGGAACAGGGCUCGUCUGCUAUAA